This is a messenger RNA of Trichomonas vaginalis G3, 1365 nucleotides long. Its product is annotated as armadillo (ARM) repeat-containing protein family. The record is from RefSeq and is a predicted model, not a curated record. The transcript has a single exon. Lineage: Eukaryota; Parabasalia; Trichomonadida; Trichomonadidae. The coding region runs from base 1 to 1365 and encodes 454 amino acids.
AUGGAACUUAAUCAUAAUCAGCUAGAAAAUGAUAGGGCUGAAUCUCCUCCAUCACCCACUGGGGUAUCAAUUCCUGGAAUAUCUACGAAUAAUGACCCUAAUUCUCAAGAUCAACAAUUUCCAGACAUUUCGAACUUCUUAAGUCAACCAAAAAUGAGUGUAAAACGUCUUCUUAAGCAUACAAUUACAGUCAAAUUAAUUUCAUCGCGCCAUCCUCAAAUCGUAGAAUAUAUCGCAAAUAAUGUCAACGAAUUGAUCUCAAUUAUUUUGUCUAAUCAUGAAAGAUUAGCUGUCCACGCAUAUAACGUUUUAGAGCACCUACAAAAUGAUUUAUUAACAUCAAUUUUACAAAAUUCAAAUCUUCAUGCCCAAAUUCUUGACGCUGUACACAACAAAUCAUCGUCAUCGCGUAUAUUAUCAUAUUCUUGUCGUCUUACAGCACUUAUUUUGACAAUGUGUCCAGGAGAAUUCCCUCCGAUUUGUGAUUACGUACAGGAGUUUUACAAGUACAUAGAAAAUGAUCCAAUAAUCGAUUUCUUCCAGGAGAUAACAAUGGAAGACAUUUCUUACUUACCAAUCCAAGAAUGGCUUUCUUCACUUGGAUUUGCAGAACUGAUCAUCAACGAACUGAACACUAUCGAAAUCGACAUUAAGAAAGACAUCUAUGAUGACAUCCCUCUCCAGAAACUAAGAAACAUGUUCAAACUGAUUGAGUUUUCCAGUACAGCACCAGUUUUGAUUGACAAAUUCCGAUGUCCAGACAUUGUCAAGACAAUUAUGCGAUACACAUCACUUCCUAGAGAAGUUGAAGAUGCGCGAUGGUCCGCACUUAACGUUUUGUACUGUAUUGAGUCCGCAGACAUCAUGAACAGUCUUUUCGACUAUGUUUUCACAUGCAUUGCAGAACCAUACAGACAACUUCACAGCUAUCGUGUUUCUGCACUUCUUAUUUUGAAGAAGAUGCUUCAAUACGACAAAACUCUUAUUCCACGAUUCAAGAAGCCACAGAUAUACCAGAUCCUUCUUCGAACAAUUCUCCAGUUCAGAGAGAACUCAUUCGCACUCCUCGCAGUCGAAGAAUUUCUAUGUGCAGUCUUCCAGAACAAACAACUUAACUCUAUGUACGCACAGGCAGUCAUCCCUCCUCUUAUGUUCGAAGGCACCAAACGCGAGAACAUAUCUCUUAACGCUUUCUCAUUCCGUGUUAUCGAGAACGCUCUGUCAUUCGCAUCACGUGACAGAGAGUUCAAGAUGUCACUUCUCAAGAUCGAAGAAUUUGAUUCAUUCCUUGUCAACGAACUUAAACAACGUCGUCAACUUAUGAAAGACGGCUAUGGCGGCAAACUUCCAGUUGUUUGGGCAUAA